Molecule: messenger RNA, 1503 nt
Organism: Anoplophora glabripennis (Asian longhorned beetle)
Lineage: Eukaryota; Metazoa; Arthropoda; Insecta; Coleoptera; Cerambycidae
Product: rab3 GTPase-activating protein catalytic subunit-like
Exons: 2
Coding region: 37-1503 (488 amino acids)
Biological process (GO): positive regulation of GTPase activity
Molecular function (GO): GTPase activator activity
Source: RefSeq, a predicted model, not a curated record
AAGUCUGUAGUAUUUGUCAACAAAAGUGCUUUCAAAAUGAACGAAGAAAUAGACGAUUCUGAAUUUUAUCAUCAGGAUUUCACCACAGCUUCGGAGUGGGAAAUAUUUAUAGCUCGUUUGGAAGAGGUGAUUAAUCAGUGGAAAACGGAGGAUCUUAAAAACGAACCUGCAGUCGAAACACAAAACAUAUGGGAUAUAAGAAACGAAAAGGUCAGUUUUGCAGACUUUGAUUUCAUUCUAAGCCUGCACAGGAAGAAAGUGGAGACUCCGGAUUCCUCAGAAAGCAGCGAUGUGAACGAAGAGAAGCAAAAUAAGAAUCCUAUUGAUUCCUUGUACGAUUUUCAGUUGUACGAUGAAAACAAUACCACGGAUGCAUCUUGUUUAUCAACCUGGUAUGGUAUAAAUGAAUUUAUAGUUCUCUCGCCUUUUAAUAAUGUUGGUGUUACCUCCGAGAGCAAAAUUAAAAUACUUUUAAGCUCAGCGUAUGUAGUUGCGAGUAAUUUAAAUUGUGAGGUGCCGAUCUUUGUUCAGAUUAGAGAAAAAUGGCAGAGAUGUUUUUUGGGAGUAUACGAGGGUGAUGGAAUCAGAACAAAUUUCGAAAUGGUACAUUUAAAAAGAGGCCCUCCACAUUGUCAGUACCUUACAGGACUUUUAGAUCUAUUUAAAACGAAAAUAAUGUCGCCUUGUACCAUCGACGAUAUUUUAGUGUCUGUGCAACAAUCUUACACGUUAACGGAUUUUGGCAACUUCAUUUGGAAACAAGAUUUUCUCAGUGGUGAUAAUUUUGAUGUGGAAAUCUUAUUCAUACUACCGUUCGGGGUGACAAUCGAUCCUAUCAAGGCACUUAUUUUGAAAGCUACAUGGAAUCACUUUUCUGAACACUUACUUAUUGGCAGUGAAAAUUACUCAGAUUUUGAUCCGAUGGUUGCUCCCAAGUGGUCUUGUACCACUAAAAUCACCAACGAACCGCUUUGUUUGCUCGGAGAAUGUUUGUCCGAGUUCUUACAAAAUCUAAACAAUAAUUCAACAGUGUUUGAUGUGCUUGGAGAUUUUACUGCCGUUUCUGUGCCGGAAAAUAAUCCACUUGAUGUGCUGACUGAACCCUCCGUUCCGAAUAUUUCCGGGUUGUUAAGUAGAGCCGCUAGAAGCUCCCUGGGUUUUAAUCGAAAAGGAACUCAACCGAUUACAGAUUCUGUAUUUGUUUCGUUGCUGUACUUUUUGUUCCCUGAUGCCGAUGAGAGCUCGAACUUUCCUUAUGGAGGAAAAGAUGAAAGGGAACCUUCUGAGAAGAGGAACCAGGAAAACGUGCUGUUCAAAAAUUUGGACGACGAAUUCAAAGGCUUCAAAACGUGCAUCGUCGACUCCCUCACCUGGCGACUAUCAAUUGUUUUAGCGCACGCUUUGCAGUCCCUUGGUGGGAUUAGAGCUUUCGCCCACGUCUGGUACGAGUUUGUCCAGGAAAUGCGCUACAGGUGGGAGAAGAGCAUGCCGAUACCGGGGUGA